Molecule: messenger RNA, 1308 nt
Organism: Symbiodinium natans
Lineage: Eukaryota; Dinophyceae; Suessiales; Symbiodiniaceae
Source: the annotation of a GenBank genome assembly
AUGGAAUGGGAGCAGAACACACAGCAUGCAGCGGGCCGCAAGAAGCAGAAGGUGUCACGGGCGGAGCCAGCAGCACCGCAGACGGACAGCGUUGACGCGAAGCGCCUCUGCUUUGUUUGCCUGGCUUUGCUGGACGACCUGGCAGCGUUGGAUGAAGCGGUGCUGGGUUCCACUUUGGCGUCUUCUCUGGAGGUCCUUCUUGGAGACUUUUUCGAGGUCCCGGCACUUGCGCCGGAGGAUCAGCGAUGGAUGGAGAAGCGGCUCUCUGACCGAAUCCAGCAGGUGGAAAGCAGCUUGUCGGGAGGCACGGUGCAGGCCCUUGCAGAGCAAGUGAAGCAGGUCUCGGCACGACUGGAUCAGCUGCAGGGCUCCUCCCCGGGAUCCGAGUCGCCUGAGGAGGAGGAGUCGCAGGAUGAGGCCCUGGCCCGCAUGGCCAACGUGUCAAGCGAGGUGCCUGGCGAGGUUGCUGCGGGGUCCGGCCACUUGCAUUCGCUGGUGCUGCACAAAGAGUCCAAGAUGUCUAGCGCCGUCAAGAAGAGCAUCGCCGAGGUGCUGAGAGAGCACCACAAGUCCAACGGCGGAGAUUGCAGAAGGAACAAGGAGCGGACCUGCAGAGGCUUUGUGAGCCAAGGCUUGCAGGACGUCUUCCUCUACACAGUCUUGUGGAGGCAUCUGUCGAGGCCGGGGGUGUACUUGGACCUGGCAGCCCAUGACUACCGCUACAUCAGCAACACCUACUUCGCUGAUCACUGCCUGAAGUUUGACGGCGUCUGUGUUGAGCCGAACAGUGAGUAUCACAACGAGUUGAUCACGAAGCGCCGUUGCGCUGUCGUGAAGACUUGCGUCGCUGAGACAAAGAAGGAUGUCACCUUCAUUCUCCAGGGGCCCUUUGGAGGCAUCGAGAGUGAGAGGAAGUUCAUGAAGAAGACGGCCGGGGGUGGCAAGAGGACGACUCUGACGUGUCAGACACUGUCGGACAUCUUUCGGCAGUAUCAGAUGACCCACGUCGACUUCAUGAGCUUGGACGUCGAAGGCGCCGAGCUUGCUUGCCUUCAGGGCAUCGACUGGAAUGCUGUGUCCAUUGACACCAUCCUGGUGGAACAGAACGACAACAGCUUCGCGAAUGUGGCGUCCCUCCUGACGUCUCGCGGCUACGUCAACGCCACGCAGCUGCACAGGGACGUCUUCUUCGUGCACACAUCGGCCAAGGGCCUCCUUGAGAAAGUGGAGGCCUGGAACCGGGACGUGUGCCCGCGAAUCAACGAAGCGCUGCGGCCGGGCAUCCCCCGAUUCUAUGCGUGCCAGUGA